Messenger RNA from Pieris napi, 7487 nucleotides. RefSeq names its product eye-specific diacylglycerol kinase (gene rdgA). The coding region runs from base 294 to 4199 and encodes 1301 amino acids. The transcript has 22 exons. NCBI's taxonomy places the organism in Eukaryota, Metazoa, Arthropoda, Insecta, Lepidoptera, Pieridae. Gene Ontology annotation, biological process: lipid phosphorylation; intracellular signal transduction; diacylglycerol metabolic process. Gene Ontology annotation, molecular function: protein binding; ATP-dependent diacylglycerol kinase activity. The record is from RefSeq and is a predicted model, not a curated record.
UCGCUCGUUGGAAAGAACUUAUUUCCGUUCCGCGUGAAUUUCCGUCGCGUACUGUUUAAAUAUUUUUGUAUUUGAUAAGUUAAUAUAGUUUUGAUUGAGACAUUAAAGUGGUGUAUUUUUUCGGGUAUAAUGUGUGGCGGUCACCACGCGGCCGCUGCCGCCGGGUGACCGUUGUCGAAUGUUUUGAAAGUGCAGUGUUCUUUCUGCAUUGUGUUUUUAAAAGCGCGUGUUUGUGGGGGCGGCUUGGCGGGCCCGCGACAUGAGCGGCGCGCGCGUAGCCCGCCCCGCCCGCUAUGCAGCGCUUGCGCACCACAUUCAAACGAUCCCGGACUCCAACGCCCGCCGAUAUGAAGACGCAGAGCAGCCUUGAAGUGCCAAAGCAGGUGCGAUCGGCGUCGUUUGAUGAGAUUCAGUUGGGAGCGGCCCGUGGCGCAAAUGCCAGUACUUUGCUUUCUGUGCCACAGCCUGGAGCGCGAAGCCGUUCCUUUGACUCAGCUGGAUCUGAUGACUCCGGAACAUAUUUGGAGGUACCGCGGCUGUGGUCUCGACGUCGAUCAGGUAAAGGAACGCCACCGCCAUGUGUCCACUGUCGGCAUAUGGAGACAUGGCUGGCCCGCCAAAGCGAGGAACGAUCCACACCUGAAAGAUUACCACCAUCAUCAUCAGCCGAAGACGACGACGAUGAUGAUGACGAAAGCGAUGUGGAAGUACCGAGAAUACAUCUGGCACCGGCACCACCGCCGCGAAUGCUUCUCCCAACACCAGUACAAUCACCACCACCUUCUCCGGGUGCACCGUCGUUUGAACUGCAACCACCUGUAGAUGAACCUCCUAUAGUUCCACAACGACGUCGCUCUAUAUCACGGCAGGAAGCUUUCUUCGUGGAACCAACGGGGAGCUCCCUCGAAAACGUACGGGCCUCAGACGAAGCUAACAAUGCGCCAAGGGAUUCAAUUGUACAUGAUAUAUACUUAGCAGUACCAGAUCUAAAACGGGAUCGGGCAGCUUCAGUCGAUUCCUGCUUUUCCAAAGUUUCUGGUGGCAGGGCAGAGGAGUUGGGUCAGGGUGGAGAUUCCCUAACUGUGCCUGGGACGAGCCUUCGUUCUCGCUCUGUGGAUAUUGUGUUGCCAACCGCUGAACAGUCACGGUAUAAGGCACUCGCCCUCACCGCUGCGCAGGCGCCUCUGUCGCCGACAUACGACCAGCCGCGAGACGAGCCUGACAUUCCUGUGCUUCAAGUUUUGGCCAGACGGACUAGUGACGGCGCAGCUACCGGGCCCAGGGUUCUACGUUCAACACCAGAUUGGAGUGAGGCAGCUGUUAGUGGUGAGCACCUGUGGCAACCUACCUCAGUGUCUGGGGACUGUUGUUAUGUUGGCGAUUCUGAGUGUCAGAAACAUGGAGCCCGCAUGAAGUGUUCCGCGUGUAAGAUUGUGGCGCACACAGCCUGCAUCGAUAUUCUAAUAGACCGUGUGCAAUUUACUUGCAAACCGACGUUUAGAGAUGUGGGCGUGCGACAAUACAGGGAACAGACAAUUACGCAUCACCAUUGGGUCCAUAGACGCUCCGAAAAAGGAAAAUGCAAGGCUUGUGGCAAGUCAUUUCGGCGUGGCUGCUGUGGGUGGUGCGUUUCCUCAAAUAAAACGUCAGAAAAGCCGAUAGAAAACACUGAACUAGGAGACGCUUCGCUGCAAGCGAAAAUAUCCUUUAGUUCCAAAGAAAUUGUCGCCUUGAGUUGUUCGUGGUGUAAAGAUGCAUACCAUAAUAAAGAGAGUUGUUUUAACCUCCAGAGAAUAGGAGAGGAAUGUUCGUUAGGUACACAAUCUAUUAUUAUAGUACCGCCGUCAUGGAUUGUAAAACUCCCCCGUCGCGGAAGCUUCAAAUCGUCACUACGGAAAUCGCCGAAAAAGAAAAGCGCGGGAAAGAAAAAGGGAAAAGACUCGAAGGUUGAACAAAGACCGUUCGUAAUAAAGCCAAUACCGACGUCAAAUGUGAAACCUGUUCUCGUAUUUAUUAACCCCAAAAGUGGCGGCAAUCAAGGUGUCAAGUUAUUACAGAAAUUCCAAUGGCUUUUAAACCCGCGCCAAGUUUUCGAUCUCACUCAAGGAGGGCCGGGGCCUGGACUAGAGAUGUUUCGUAAAGUGCCAAAUUUGCGUGUGCUGGCAUGUGGCGGAGAUGGCACAGUGGGGUGGGUUUUAAGUGUUUUGGACAGGAUUGGUGCACGGCCAGCUGUGGGUGUCCUUCCACUUGGGACUGGAAAUGAUCUCGCAAGAGCUUUGGGCUGGGGCGGGGGCUAUGAAGAUGAACCAAUAUCAAAAAUCCUCGCACACAUCGGCGAAAGCGACACAGUACUACUGGACCGCUGGCAGUUAACAGUAGAGCCUAACACAGCAGCCACAGGCGAAGACACCAGCAACGCGAAAGCGGAUUUACCGCUGAAUGUUGUUAACAAUUAUUUCUCUUUUGGUGUCGAUGCCCACAUCGCUCUCGAGUUUCACGAGGCCAGGGAGGCGCAUCCUGAAAAGUUUAACUCUCGCAUCCGGAAUAAGCUCUUUUACGGAACGGCUGGCGGGAAAGAUCUCAUGCAAAGGAAAUGGAAAGAUUUAGCCGAUUUCGUUACUUUGGAAUGUGACGGAAAGGAUCUUACCGGCGUCUUGAGGGAGCAUAAAGUGCAUGCGAUCGUAUUCUUAAACAUUCCAAGUUACGGAGGUGGUACACAUCCUUGGAACAAAUCCCAGGGAGCAUCAGAACCCUCGACUGAAGAUGGAUUAAUAGAAGUUGUUGGAUUGACUACGUAUCAAUUGCCGCUGUUGCAAGCUGGCGGCCACGGUACAUGCAUCACUCAGUGCAAGACGGCAAAAAUAGUUACCACCAAAGUGAUACCCAUGCAAGUUGACGGCGAGGCUUGCAGACUUGCGCCAUCUGUGAUCACAUUGUCCAUACUGAACCAGGCGAUUAUGCUCGCCAAGAAGAAACCGGGACGGGUUCUGGCACCCCUUACGACGCUUGAUAAGCUCAACUUUACCGUGAAUAUAAUUACAAUGGCCGACUAUGAACGACACCACUACGACAAGGAACUUCUGGCUAAAGCAGCGGAAAGGAUCGGUACCUUAGAAGUGAACCCAGCAACGGAUCUGGAGCAGACACGAAAUCUCGUUCAUAACCUGAUCAAAGAAUCUCAAGCCUACUCGAAUAUCUUGGAUUGGUGGUUUGUGGAUUCGGUAACCGCGGAACGUUUUUUCCGUAUCGACAAAGCUCAAGAGAAUCUCCACUAUCCAAUGGACAUCGGUCACGACAACCUCUACAUACUGGACGCGGCGCCACUCACACCGGACACCGACACAACUGCUAACCCAGAAACCACAGCGAGUGCUUCACUGGAUCGCACUAGGCCUUCGGUGUCACUGGAGACCACUACCGGGCUGUCGGUAUCGCUCGACAUAUCGCAGAGUGUUGAUACACCGAGUGCUGCUGUUUCGUUAGACGUACCUGAUUCCCAUGGAAGCCCAGCGCGGUCGUCAGAUGACGUAACGACGCCACAGACGCCCCCCUCAGCGGCCACUACAGCCACGCCCACCUCCAAGUCAUCUCUAUCGCCAAAGCUCACACAACCGAAGCCAAAGACAUCGCAAGACUCCAACUCGCCACCUCUAUGCGGCAGUCCCACGGCCAAAGACAACGAACCGUCACCAGAGUCUAUAGCUCGGUUCAAAACCAUACAUCAAAAAUUGUUUGGAUUUGAACAAGAAGCGUUUGGCUGUGGAAAUCUAUUGGAGAAAACAUCCGACUCACUGCUCAAAGCCGCGAAAGUCGGGGACUUAAAAAUGAUAAAGGAGCUCCAUGCGGCGGGCUAUUCUCUACUGUCUAUUGAUGCGAGCGGUCAGACUGCGUUGCACAUCGCCGCUCGAUAUGGCAAUAAAGAGAUUGUUAAAUAUUUGAUAGCGUGCGCUCCAACAGCUAUAUUGAAUAUGAGUGAUAACGAGAAAGGGCAAACGGCGCUUCAUAAGGCGGCAGCGUAUAAGCGACGAGCGAUAUGUUGUAUGUUGGUGGCCGGAGGAGCGUCUCUCACCCGACAGGACCACGCGUGCUUAACUCCGAGACAAAUCGCUCUACGUGCUGAUGAUCACGACUUGGCAGCGUAUUUAGAAAGUCAAGAGCAUUUCCAGUUAGUUUCAGAAGAUUUGGAGACAACAGUGUGAAAUUUAUUAUUAUCGCUUUCACUAUUGAAUCUAUUAUUGAUAAGGUUAUUUAUUUUAUAUAGACAUAAGAUAAUUUCAUAUAAUAAUAAAAGACUUUACUGAGCUUAUAAAUAUAAUAAUAUAUCUUGUUCACAUAUCCUUUAGAUCUUUCUAAAUACACCGAAUUAACAGUGUUAAGGCGAGUUCACAUAUACGCCGUAUUCAUAUAAACCGUGGAAUAGAUAAAUAUGAAGAGAUUAAUGAUAGAAGCAAGUAUAAAUCGUGUUUUUAUCAAUAAUCAUACUCCAUAAAUAUAUGCAAAUAUGUUAUGAAUAAGUCAUAAAGGAAGUCAUCGGUGACACUAUUUCUAGAACAGCUAAGGAUGAGGCUCGAAUAUUUUUAUGUAUAUGUUUCAUGAUCACAACGAAUAGCAACACUAUCGAAAAGUGUUAGUUACAAUUCUUAAAACCCGGCUUGAAGGACCAAAAACGUUCUUCACAAACCACAGUCCUAUGUCUAGAAUAACGCCUCUAUAGUAUUGUUAUUCGUAGGUCAUAGAUAACAUUUAAUUGGUUAAAAUGUGAACUCGUCUUAAACAAAUAAUAAAUUCAUAUAUUAUGACCAAGUAUAAAUUGUAAAUAAUUAUUAGAAUAAAAUUCGAAAUAUCCUCUAUACCUCUAUAUCGACACUAUUUAUUGUAUUUGCAUCUAAUUUAGCAAUAUCAUAAUGUAAAUAAGGUUUAAAAUGACAUCUAAUUAGAACGUGAUUUAUAAUCACUUAUGUAUUUUAAUAUUUAAAAACUGUAUGGAAAGUUUCUUAGUGAAUUAAAUGUAAAGACCAAUAAUGGGAACAGUACAAUUUGACGCAAUGUGUUGUGCAUGGGCGCUAUGGUUGUUUUUGACAUCUCACUAGACAUUUUUUGAACGUCAUUGACAAUGACAUUUGAUCAAAGACUUGCGAUAUGCUAGCGCCAAUCGAAUUUGCAUUUUAAAUGUCAUUUGUCGUGAAUUCUAGUUAGCCUGUGGCACCUGUCAAAAGCGAUUGUUCGGUAACGUAUUUGUCAAAGUUUUCAUACAAAAUUCGCGCCAAAACAUAGAGCCUGUGUUCGACGCACCAAUGAGAAUGAAUUGUAUUUAAUAAGUAUUCACUUCACUAUUAGUAUUUUACAUAGAAGCAAUUAGAAUUAGGUAAUAGGUAUGGAGGCUUUACAAUGAGUUUGGGUAUUGAUAUCAAAUAUUUGUAUUAAAAAUUCGCUUAAUUAAGUAUUAAAAACACCUAACCUAAAGACAUUACUUUGGAAGAGGUAAAUAAAACUUUUGUCUUUGCACCUAUAAUAUUAAUACCGUCAAAGUUAUGGUAAAGCUGAUUUCUCAUUCAUUAGACUAUAUUAGGUUGUGUUAAUGUAUUUGAAAAUUUCGUUAUGCAAAGCAUUUGUUGCUAGUUAAUUUGUUUCGCGUUUAUUUUAGUAAUAGCAAAGCUAUAGCAAUAAUUUCAAAUAGUAGUGUAAUAGUACGAUCUCACCUCCUCGCUUAGUUAAUAAUACAUUAUAGUUGAUAUUCAGAAUAGCGGUAAAUUAUCACUACUACAGACGUAUUUCCUUUAUUAUAUUUCGUAGCAAUAAAUUUCUUAAGUCAAGUGUUACUGAAUAUUAGUUACAACCUUCGAGACUCGAAUAAUACUUGGUAUUUCUUGAAACCGCAGGUCCGGGGUUCUAUUAGAGUUAACUAAUUAUGCCUAUAAGAAUAAGGCCUACUUUGCUUAUGAAUAAUGAUCAGUAAAUUCGACAAAUGUCUGCCCCUUGAGUCAUGAAUACUGCACUUCACACGUAUCAUUAUCUAUACAUUCAGUCUAUAGUGUGGUAUAUUCUGUGACUAGAGUUCUUUUUAUUUUUCAAAAUGGAAUCAUUCUUUACUACGCUUCUAUAUUUGCUAUUUAUAUGCACAGAUGCUGGCUGGCUAGUUAAAAAAAAUAUUAAGAGGUGACGGAACACAUUCUGUGAUUCCAAUUCAUAUUUAGAACAGGAAUGCCUUUACUGUUUUUCCUAUAAUCUAUAACUAUUUGUAGUCUAUGAUAUUCUAAAUGUUGGUUUUAUUUGGCUGUAAUAAAAUACCUCUACGUAGACGUAGAUGUCAUUAGUGUAAUCGAAUUUAUUCGUACUUAUUUAUCGCUAUAAUGCGAAAUGAAAGACAAAGCUGUGAGAAUUUUGAUCAUUGUAAAAAGUAGAUUCAUUUAUCAUAGUCUCGAUGUGUGGUUUUCUUGUAUAUAUGUAUUUUUUUGUUGACUCAUCUUUAAUCAUUUACACUUCAACGAUAUAGCUUUAAGGUUUCACGAGUGUUCUGCUAGAUUCUCUCAUAAACUUAGAAGAACCUUCACUUCCCUGAGGGUAAGAUUUAAAGUUGAGACUUAGAGAAAUUCACUCUUGUAUGUCAAAAACUUUUGAAAAGGAAUGCACUCAGUCUCAACUCUGAACCCUUAGAAUACUCUAGGUGCUUUAUUACGUGUCAUAGAUUAUAUUUCAAAUAGAUCAUGUCGUGUACAUAUUGUAUCUAUAUUCUACCUUCAAGAGGCCUUCAUUCAUAAAUAUAUAAAUGAACUAUUUCUAUUAAUCGAAUUAGGGUAUAUAGUUUCACGACCAAUUUCGAAGUUAAAUGGUUAAUUAGCAUAAUCACUUAAUCUUUAAUGGACACACUAAAAUUCUGUUUCAUCUACGUAAAACAAUAUUUUAUUAAUCGAGCACUGACUCAAGAACUUUUUGAAUAGUCUCACAGUUUAUUUAAUCUUAGCCAUAGGAUAAUCUAUAAAAUAAAUGAUCUGUUACCUAAUGCAAUAAUAGUUAAGAAUUUGAUUCAUAUUUUUACCAUCUCUUAAUUAAAAUCUCCAUUUUGAAUAAUUGAAUAAUCAUUACAUAAAUUAAAUACAUGAAAGAUUAGAAACAAUGCACCGCUGAGUGGAUAUAAUAAUUCGAUUUUUAAAAUAAACUUUUUUUGUAAGUAAUGCCGAUCACGAAUGAGGUUGUAUUUUAAUUAUAAAAAACUCCGCUCGGCUUUAUAACGCACCUAUAAACGUCAAGGGGAAUGUUUUAAGAUAAUAAAUCCUCUUUUGUAGAUAUUUGACAUUUUGACAAAAGAAUAUUUCCAAUUAUGUAUUCCAAAUUUGAAAUUGUAAAAAUGGAACAAGAGUACUUAUCUAAAAUUUUGUAAUAUUCGCACUCAUUUCAUUGUGUAAUUUUACGAUAUUUUUGCACUGAGUGAAGUCGGUAUUUUAAUGGAAAUUAUAACAACUAUUCUUAAAAAUAAAUAUUAUCAACAA